Sinocyclocheilus anshuiensis is the source of this 1590-nucleotide messenger RNA. RefSeq names its product palmitoyltransferase ZDHHC15-like. The transcript is spliced from 12 exons. Gene Ontology annotation, molecular function: palmitoyltransferase activity. Lineage: Eukaryota; Metazoa; Chordata; Actinopteri; Cypriniformes; Cyprinidae. The record is from RefSeq and is a predicted model, not a curated record. The coding region runs from base 183 to 1070 and encodes 295 amino acids.
CUGUUAUCAUCAUCUCCUCUGUGGUUCUCUGGUCUUAUUACGCGUAUGUCUUUGAGCUGUGCUUCGUUACUCUCAGUAAUCAUCUGGAGAGAGGUAAGUGAUCUACACUUUCAUAACCUCCCUCUGCCAGAAACCAGCCUAACUUACCUGAGCUUGUGAAUGGGCUUUUGUUGAAAACUGUCAUGUUCACACAUCUCUCAGUUGAGUUCUCAUGGGUGGCGUAUUUGUUGAUAUUUCACGUGUGCUUUAUAAUGUUCUGUUGGACCUAUUGGAAGGCCAUCUUUACUCCACCAUCUACACCGUCUAAAAAGUUCCAUUUAUCAUACAGUGAUAAGGAGAGGUAUGAGAUGGAAGAAAGGCCAGAUGCUCAGAAGCAGAUUCUCACAGAAAUCGCCAAGAAACUUCCCAUCUUCACGCGCGCUCAGUCAGGAGCUGUCAGGUUCUGUGACCGCUGUCAGGUGAUAAAGCCAGACCGCUGUCACCACUGCUCCGUCUGUGAAACAUGCGUUUUGAAAAUGGAUCACCACUGUCCAUGGGUAAACAACUGUGUGGGAUUCUCCAACUAUAAGUUCUUUCUGCUGUUCCUGUCUUACUCCAUGAUCUACUGCGUGUUCAUUGCAUCGACAGUGUUUCAGUAUUUCCUCAAGUUCUGGGUGGGAGAUCUUCCCAAUGGCCCUGCGAAAUUCCAUGUGCUCUUCCUGUUGUUUGUGGCGCUCAUGUUUUUUGUCAGUCUCAUGUUCCUGUUUGGCUAUCACUGCUGGUUGGUGGCUAAAAACAGAUCCACGCUAGAGGCUUUUUCUGCGCCAGUGUUUCAGAACGGGCCUGACAGGAACGGCUUUAAUGUUGGGCUCAGCAGAAACCUCCGGCAGGUGUUUGGAGAGGAUAAAAAGCUCUGGUUUAUUCCAGUGUUCACAAGUCAGGGUGAUGGGCAUUAUUUCCCACUGAGGACCCUGUGUGAAUCUGAGAAUCCUUUAUUGGCCAACGAGGGGAAAUGGAUGGAGGACGGUGGAUCAGAUGAAGAAAGCGCAGAUGAAAAUGGACCUUCAGUCAUUAUUAGGAUGGAAUCAUAAUCACUGGAGGGUAUGAUUACUCGUGGUAUCCUGGUUGACUUUAGCAUCAUGAGUAGUUUAAGAAACCACCAAUCCUUGAAUGAGACGACUGCAUUCCAAAUCCUGGAUCAUUCCAGAAAAGCCUGUUUCUAGAGAGCCAAAUAUAUUGGGAACAGUGAGGAUUUUCUUGUAAUGCUGAUUACUUAGAACUCGUGCUGAAUGUUAUCAAGUGUAUUGCUCAUCUUUUAUGAAGAGGAGAGCUGCAGGACAAUCACUGGCAUUUCCAGAUGUCAUAGACCUGUUGGACUGUUUAUUAUCAUGCUUUGAUGAGAAAAGAUGGACAUCUCUGAUGAAAUAUGAUAUACCAAUAUCUUUUUUUUUUUUCUCUUCACAUAGUGGGAUAAAUGUUUGAAAACUUGGACAUGUCCAGAUCAUACUUCUCCCCAAAACAAAGUGAGAUUAAAUUAAGCCUGUUCAUUGUCACGCCCCUGGACUGUAUCUGUGUGUUUUUCCCUCUCCAUGUGCCUGCCCUGACCUAGUU